AUGUCGACGGGGAAGGAAUCCGUCUGCGUGACCGGCGCCGGAGGUUUCUUAGGCUCUUGGGUUGUUCACCACCUGCUCUCCAAAAACUAUCUAGUCCGCGGCACCGUCAGAGACCCCUUGGACGCAAAGAAUGCCCACUUGAAGCAACUCCCAAACGCAUCCACGAAUCUGGAGCUCGUGAAGGCCGAAUUACUGGAUUAUCCUUCUCUGCUUUCUGCAAUUCAGGGCUGCUCCGGUGUCUUCCAUGUCGCCAGCCCUGUUCUUUCCUCCGUCGUACUGAAUCCACAGGCUAGUGUAGAGAUCAUCGAGCCGGCAGUGACUGGAACACUGAAUGUUCUUAAAGCGUGCGUCGAAACGAAGGUGAAGCGGGUGGUGGUUGUCUCUUCUGGCGCUGCUGUUAUAAUGAACCCUGCCUGGCCCAGCGGUCGACCCAUGGACGAAUCUUGCUGGUCCGAUGUGGAAUAUUGCAGAGCUACUGAGAGAUGGUAUCAAGUUUCAAAGACAGAAGCAGAGAGUCAGGCGAUUGAGUAUGGGAAAGCCACUGGACUCGAUGUAGUAACCGUUUGUCCCAAUCUCAUCAUGGGACCUGUUCUGCAACCAACGAGGAACGCAAGCACCUUGGUUCUCUCCAUGGCUUUGAAAGAAGGAGGUCACGACUCUGUUGAGAACAAGCAUUGGAUGGUUGUGGAUGUGCGUGAUGUAGCCGAAGCUUUGGUCUUGGUGUAUGAGAAACCGGACGCGGAAGGAAGAUACAUAUGCUCGGCUCAUUCGGUUCGUGUUAAGGACAUGGUUGAUAUUGUGACGGAAAAAUACCCUGACUACAAUCGUCACAAGAAAACAGCAUUCGGUGGCAAGCCCACACCAAGCUUCUUCAAUGGCAGCUUACAAAAAUGGGUUUUCAAAAGCUACAGAGAAGCCUCAGACAUUAAACCUCAUCGUUCCCUCCCCACACUCUCCGAGUCCGAUCUCAUGUCGACGGCGAAGGGAACUGUAUGCGUGACCGGCGCCGGAGGUUUCUUGGGCUCCUGGGUUGUUCAUCUCCUCCUCUCCAAGAACUAUCCAGUCCGAGGCACCGUCAGAGAUCCCUAGGAUGAAAAAUAUGCCCAUUUGAAGCAGCUCCCAAACGCAUCCUCGAAUCUGAAGCUCGUGAAGGCCGAUUUACUGGACUACUCAUCUCUGUUCUAUGCAAUUCAAGGCUGCUCGGGAGUUUUCCAUGUCGCCAGCCCUGUUCCCUCUUCCUCUGUGGCAAACCCUCAGGUUGACUUGAUCGAGCCAGCAGUGAAAGGAACCCUAAAUGUCCUGAAAGCAUGCCUCGAAGCGAAGGUCGAGCGAGUUGUGGUUGUGUCUUCUAGUGCUGCUCUUAUGAUGAACCCUUCUUGGCCUGAUAGUCGGGUCAUGGACGAGUCUUGCUGGUCCGACAUUGAACAUUGCAGAGCUAUUGAGAAAUGGUACUGUGUCUCCAAGACAGAAGUUGAGAGCAAGGCAUUUGAGUUUGGGAAAGCCAAUGGACUUGAUGUAGUGAGUGUUUGUCCCAAUCUCAUCCUCGGGCCAAUCCUGCAGCCCACCACGAAUGCAAGCACCUUGCUUCUCGCCAAGCUUUUGAAAGGUAGCCAGCCAUUGAAGGAUCGGACUUGGCGGAUAAUUGGCACCACCGGGUGGUGGAUGUGCGAUGUAGCAGAAGCAUUGGUUCUGGUGUACGAGAAGCCUGAGGCACAAGAAAGAUACAUCUGUACUUCACAUUCUGUCCAUAUAAAGGAUAUUGUGGAUAUAUUGAAGGACAAAUAUCCCAACUACAAUUAUCCUAAGAAGUAAGCCCUUCACAGUUCUAUUACUCUUCUUGACUAAUCCUGCAUAGAACUAAUACUAGAAGCACAUUAAGAUAUUAGGUAUCAACAAGUUGAGAUGGCCGAGUUGGUCUAAGGCGCCAGAUUAAGGUUCUGGUCCGAAAGGGCGUGGGUUCAAAUCCCACUCUCAACAAUAGUUUUUAUGCAUCUGCUCGAUUCGGCAUUCUUAGUUUUGCUUAUCUGCCUCUCCUUUCCAAGUGUGGCUAAUGCAGUUUAACAUUUUUGUCGGUGGGUGGUAGCUUUACAGAUGGACAGGAGAAGAAAGAAAUGAGUUCAGAAAAGUUACAGAGGUUAGGUUGGAGUUACCUUUCGCUGCAAGAAAUUCUGGUGGACUCUGGAAGGCUGACUUAUUGGACUAGAAGUCUAGAACCGAACCCUUUCCUGUUAAUGGUAAACCCUACUUCUGGUGUGGAUGAGGACAUCACAAGUAUCACAUCAAAAGAGUUUGAUUAAAUCGCAUGAAAUAAAAUGAUUAUACAACGAAGCUGUGACCGACACUGAAUUGCAUGUUCUAUAAUUGUUCAAUGAUAGUUGUGUGAUUCACACUGUUGUAAAAUGCGAUAAGAUGUCCUGUUGUCAACAAACGUCAGGUUCCUGGCUGCAGAUUCCGGACCGAAUUGCGAUGAGCACUCAUCCAUGUGACCUAAUGUGUUAGAUACAGACAGUCGAUGGACCUGGUGUCUAUCUAAGGUCUGAUUUGUAUAAUGCAAAGGGACAGCCAUCUGAGAUACGCAGAUGGAAUAAACCCUACCGGAGAAUGACAAAAGACACUGUUUGUCUAUAUGCUAGCAUGCCCCAUUCGUCUGCAACAAGACCCAUGUUAGCUGCUCACGCUUGAUUGUUUCCCAAGGAACUUGUUGAAUAUGCUUUUAGCCUAACAAUGCACAUGCGAAAGGAGAGGGUGGGGAGUACAGUUUGUUUUAA
Molecule: messenger RNA, 2768 nt
Organism: Linum tenue
Lineage: Eukaryota; Viridiplantae; Streptophyta; Magnoliopsida; Malpighiales; Linaceae
Source: the annotation of a GenBank genome assembly